Messenger RNA from Silurus meridionalis, 1597 nucleotides. It is a transcript of the gene rassf4a, whose product is annotated as Ras association domain family member 4a. The transcript is spliced from 11 exons. The record is from RefSeq and is a predicted model, not a curated record. The coding region runs from base 326 to 1276 and encodes 316 amino acids. NCBI's taxonomy places the organism in Eukaryota, Metazoa, Chordata, Actinopteri, Siluriformes, Siluridae. Gene Ontology annotation, biological process: signal transduction.
UAUUGUUAUUAUUAUUAUUUAUUUGUAUACAGUUUUUACAUUGUGGGAAAAAACGUACGCCAUUAUGAAAAGCGUUUCUGUGGCAACCAAAAAGAACCCGCCUUCAGGCAUAUAUUAUUGGCUAGUUUGGUCACAUGUUUAAUUCUGAUUGGUUCACCCAGCCGCCACUUACUCUAAGUUAUUUUGACCGAAGCGUCUCCCUGAUUUUGGACCGUCACGCAGCGUAAAGAGAGACCUACCCAUCUCAACGUGAUUUCUUUGUUGGCGGUGGAGGAAGGGGGCAACGUGUGAUGAGAUGCUAAGAGGAUAACAGAAACGUCCCAUCAUGAAUCCUGCUGAAAUCCCCUUUGUCAGAGUGAACGAAGAGAAAGUCAUCUCAAAGUCAGAGCUGUUGUCCCUUUUAAAAACCUAUAACUGCUACCAUGAAGGAAAGAGUUUUCAGCUUCGUCUUCGAGAGGAACGGGGUGAGUUGAUCAUGGAAGGUUUACUCAAUAUCUCCUGGGGCCUGAGGAGGCCAAUCAGCCUGCAGAUGCAGGAUGACCAGGAGCGCUUCCAUUUCGCCAAUGUAGGAUUAUGGAGGCCAGAGAACCCAGGGACAGACCGUAGGAAUGAAAACCAACAGAGCCUCAUUCACUUGUCAUUUGAGUCCAACAACAAUGAAGUUACUGUACCAGCAAAAAGCAGUGCUGAUGGUCUUAGUUCAGAAGACGAAACUCCUCAACUUCCGAGAACAAGAAGUGAUGCCAGCUUCAUGAACGUCCAAAGAAGAUCAAAACAGCGAUCCUCAGGAGACUUACAAAGGGUUAAAAGACAUCGCUUCUCCAUAAAUGGGCAUUUUUACAACCACAAGACCUCGAUCUUUACCCCAGCUUAUGGGUCAGUCACUAAUGUUCGAGUGAGCAGUUCAAUGACAACGCAACAAGUGCUCAGUCUGCUCCUGAAUAAAUUUCGGGUGGAAAAUAAAGCAGAUGAAUUUGCCCUUUAUGUCGUCCACGAAUCAGGAGAAAGGACAAAGAUUAAAGACACUGAAUAUCCCCUGGUGUCACGUGUGCUUCAUGGCCCAUGUGAAAAAAUUGCCAAGAUUUUUAUUAUGGAAAAGGAUCUUGGUGAAGAGGUCACAUGUGACGUUGCGCAAUACAUUAAGUUUGAGAUGCCAGUAUUGAACAGCUUCGUCACAAAACUGAAGGAAGAAGAGGAGAGAGAGAUUUCAAAACUGACAGAAAAGUAUGGUGUAUUGAAAUCAAUGAUACAACAGCAGCUAAAGGACAUUUCUUAAAGUGCAGAGUGUAUGUGACAAAGUGUAGAUUUUUUUUUUACUUGUUUUUGACUGAGAAAAUACUAGAUGCAAUAAGUUUUAUACUUAGUAGUUUGCAAGUACCAAUAGAAUACUCAGGAGUAACACAAGAUUACUAGAUGCUACUGUUAAAAAUACUUUAUAAAGCACUUAAGUAUUUUGAAAUGCUCUUUUGUUAGAAUUAGUUACAUUUAUUGAACUACAUAUCAUGACUUUACACUGAAUGUAUUUGGUUGAACGUAUUACACUGUUUUUUUUUUUUGUUUUUUUUUAAGUAUAUAAUAAAACUGUUUUUUAUACAAA